AUGUCAGCUCCAUUACUGAUGCACCCUGCUGAGUCUGCCACCGCCGACAACACCAAGCCAAGGCUAGCUUGUCCCUUCUUCCGUUAUGAUCCAUGUCGCCAUUACGCGUGCGCCAGUUACGAGCUGAAGGGCUUCGAGGCGGUCAAGAAGCACCUCGAGAGGAAACACAUCCUGAAGAAUCACUGCGCCCGUUGCUUCAGGUCGUUUGAAAGUGAGGAUGCAAGAAACAACCACAUCGUGAGCGAGCGCUGUUCAAUCGCGCUUGGCCGCGACGAAAUAACAUACGACGAAUGGACCACAGCGCGGCGGUGCCCUAGAACGAAGUCCUGUGAAGUGAAGUGGAAGUGGUUGUGGACGACAUUCUUCAAGCUCCCAGCACUGCCUCGAGAGCUUAUCUAUUUUCAAGAUGCUGUCGUGGAGGCCAAAAACGUUUUGAUCGACCCUGUUACCAUACAGUCAGUUCUCAAGGCGCGACUGCACCUUGAUCAACAGGAAAUUUCAUCAGUAGCCGACGAGGUCCGCGAAGCCUUGCUCCGUAAAAAUUCCGGUGCAAGACCUUAUCGCGUCUGCGACAGCGAGGGUGGCGGUGACAAUGGGAUACCGGCUAACUUGAAAGCCUCGGGGUAUGGGUCUAUGGGUGUAGGGGCCGCAGAAAUGGAAGCAGAGGCCGUUGCUUUUGCCCUUCCACCAGCGCGACACGCAUUGCUUCCAGAAGAACCAUGUCUCCCAAUCAUCGGAGAAUCUUCUCCUCACCCUGCCGCUGUGGUCAGUCCUGUCACCCCUCUGCCAACCAGCUUUAGCCUCGGACCGAUAUCGGUACCUCAACAACCAGCGUCCACCAGCGGCGAGGGCCCUGAAACAAACACCUUCGGCGCUUGGCGAACCGUGUGUUUGGUCCCUUGGGCGACCGCGGAUGGGAUCUUGGCAAGGUUGAUGGAAGACCCGAUUUCAUGGUUUAAACCGAAUGGUCCCAAGUGGAGUGACGUUUACGACCACAUCGACCGAGAUGCUCUGAGGAAGUUCUGGGCCCUUGGAAACACACCGGCAGUACAGGUUUCGAUACCGAUCCGGUCCACCCAUGUCCAAAGCCUGGCCGCAAUAGAAUCCGAGCUGUUCGAUUUCGAGGUCGCAGGCAUCCGGCCUUCAUCGUCCACGGGUUACAUUCCAGGGCUCUGA
This is a messenger RNA of Podospora pseudocomata, 1176 nucleotides long. RefSeq lists its product as uncharacterized. The transcript has a single exon. NCBI's taxonomy places the organism in Eukaryota, Fungi, Ascomycota, Sordariomycetes, Sordariales, Podosporaceae. The record is from RefSeq and is a predicted model, not a curated record. Bases 1 to 1176 code for a protein of 391 amino acids.